Molecule: messenger RNA, 5814 nt
Organism: Epinephelus fuscoguttatus (brown-marbled grouper)
Lineage: Eukaryota; Metazoa; Chordata; Actinopteri; Perciformes; Serranidae
Gene: tmem163a
Product: transmembrane protein 163a
Exons: 8
Coding region: 360-1229 (289 amino acids)
Cellular component (GO): synaptic vesicle membrane
Molecular function (GO): zinc ion binding
Source: RefSeq, a predicted model, not a curated record
UGGCACCGCCUGCCAGAUUCACAGCAGAUCUCAGCAAUUUAUCGCAUCGCCGCAUCUAACCCUAAACUGUCUCUAACUGGCUCAGCCGGACCGGGUGUUUGCACUGAGGCUGCAGAGCUUUGUGUUGAGUUCACACAGAGGGAGUUGUCUCGCUGCUGAUGCUGGGGAGAUUAAUCCUUUAUCUCCCAUCUUCUCUUAUCGCCAUCUCCUCUCUCCCCCCUUGCGUAUCUGAGUCGACACCGGUGGCAUAUUGGACGCGCUGGAUGGCUGGUGUACCUAGCGAGCCGGCGUGAAUCUUUUUUUUUCAUCAUCUUCAUCUUUUACCUGCUUUUGAGCCUGAAAACAAAACUGCAACAACAAUGACAGACCCGGCCACCCAAGAGUCCUACCCUGUCCCAGACCCGACUAUUGUGGAUCCCUGCCCGGCUACGGUGCGGAACGGCCAGUGCGCCCCAGAUGGCUUCACCAACAACCAUCACCAGCAAGCCAAAACCCCCAGCCAGCCCGAGACGUUCACCACGGGCCAGGAGAUGAAAAUCACAGACAGUGUGGAGGGAGAAGGUCUCCUUGAGAGCAGCAUGCGCCUGAAGCCCCAUGAGGCUCAGAGCUACAGGAAGAAGGCACUCUGGGUCUCCUGGGUCUCCAUCGUGGUCACGCUCAUACUGGCUGUGGCAGCUUUCACUGUAUCAUUCAUGAGGCACAGCGCGUCAUCCUUUGGAUUUGCCUUUGAUGCCACGCUGGACGUCCUGUCAUCAGUCAUUGUCCUCUGGCGCUACAGCAAUGCAGCAGCUGUGCACUCAGCACACAGAGAGUACAUAGCAUGUGUAAUCCUUGGGAUUGUGUUCGUUCUUUCCUCCCUGUGCAUCCUUGGAAAGGCCAUCCAUGAUCUGGCAACCAGGAUGCCCCCGGAAGUGGAUGACUUCCUCUACAGUGUGUCUAUAGUGAGCGGGCUCACAUGUGCUGUGUUGGCUGUAGCCAAGUUCAUGCUGGGAAGAGUGCUGACUAGCCGGGCACUCAUCACUGAUGGGUUUAACUCUCUGGUCGGUUCAAUCAUGGGAUUUUCCAUCUUGAUCAGUGCCGAAGUCUUCAAGCACCAUGCUGACGUCUGGUUUCUGGAUGGCACCAUCGGAGUUCUCAUUGGACUCAUCAUUUUGGCAUAUGGCGUCAAACUUCUGAAGGACAUGGUGCCCCGUGUGAGACAGACGAGGAACUACGAACGCUUUGAGUGAGAGUGUGUGUCAACCAGACGAGCAGGUUCAAACACACACGUCCACACACCUGGCUGCCUCCUGCCCUCCACCCUCUUCUCUCUGUGUUUCAUACACACCUCAGUACACAUUUCGCCUGCAUAUGCAGCACAUACAUGUUCUCAUACACAUGAAUAUACACACGUGCUGUAUAUACUGUACAUAGUACAUUCAUACAUUCAGACAAACACACAUGCAUGCACACACGACCGAGAGACUUUGAGGGAAAAGGACAUGAUUGAGGACCACAUCCUGGAGAGGAAACACUUCAAGUUAAACCCUUCUUUUUCCCCACUUUUCUUCACUUUUUGUUCAUGAAACCAUGGGUUUAAAUGUUACACCUAGAAUAAGGAAAAGGCCCAAGAGCUGAGACUCCUGUUUGCCAGCAGGGGCCUUGGAUUUGUUUGACUGGGAGAUAGUUGCUGCUUAAAUGGCACCAUUCACAUCAUCACAGUUUUCACACUGCAGGAAACUAAAGCAUAUUGAAUUGUCCUUGUGGUUCAGCUAUUGUCAUGGUGGGCAUAUUGGGUCAAAAUUGAAAUGUUUCAAAUUGUGUAGAGUUUUCUUAAAUGAGGUGUAAACACAUACAAAACACAAUAUGUUUCCCCAUGUAAUUUACUUGAGUAAACAUGUAAUUAGCUUUUUAAGAACCACUUUGUAUCCCUGUUGUAUCUUAGUUAAGAAUCUCCAAGUUAAGCUGAGGACUGCUCAGUAAUUUCCUAAAUCAGACAGAGAGUUCCUGUCCAAACCUCACCAGCCUCCUCCCAAAGCAGACACUAUCCAUUCUAAUUUGUUGCUGAGAAAGGAAGAGAGGACCUGAACAGCAGAGGAAAGAGGACUUAGACAGAGAGCAUAUGAGCCAUACUGAGUCAGCAAACGCUGCUGUGUCCAAAAGGUGAAAAGCAUCAGCGAACAGUCAGGUGAGGUCAGCCUUGAUCUAGAAACUCUACAACUAAAAGCAGAGCACAGGAGACACUAAGGACAAACAUUUGCCAUACGGGGGCUGUAAGCCUCAAGUGCACAAGUUAUUUAUUUACAUUGCAUAGCCUUCUGUAAUGUAUGUAAUGUAUCCAAGCACAAAUUAGCCAACUUUCCUCCAUACGCAGGUGUUUGUUGCUGACAGUUUAGCACAAUGGGUAAUUACAAACUAAGAAAUUAUUUGAGGGCCUGUUUUGUCUUAAAUGCUGUUAUCUGAUAUGUUUCAUUGCCAUAUACUGUACAUAUCUUUUGAUUUGUUUACAGACACACAUACCUGUCAGUUAUUUACUGAAAUACAUUCAGUAUCUUUUGUUUUUUACUUGAAAUUUACUUUGACAAAGUUUUACCAACUAAUAGCUUACAACUGAAAAAUAGUAAUAAAAUUAAAGUUUUUUAAGGGUAAGAUGGAAAAAUUUCGUAAUAUGUUUUUGUUUUUGAUAAUUAGUAGAUGUAAAAGCAUUCAACUCUUCAGGAAAAUCUCUGGUACUAUUUACCUUAAUUCUAUUAUUUAUCAUUUUCUCCUGAAAUAUUUUACUUAAUCCACUUGAGAUAUAUUAUUUUAUUCAUGUUUGAUUCUUUUUAUUUACUUGUUUUGAUUUCAAAGUUCACCUGAAAAGUUCGAUAAGAUGAAGUCUCAAACUCAAGAUGAAACAAAGCACAAUGACCAAGACAAAGCAGCCUGUGGGAAUAUAAUUUUUAAUUGCAUGUCAUUUGCAAAGACGGAUAGUUUUCUCCCCUAUGUCUGCAUACCUGCUUAUGACUCAUUUGUUCUGCAUGUCGCCAUUGUUACCAUCCAUUAUUAUGUGCAAUGAACAGAAUGUAAAUACAAACCACACAGUCUGUAAAUAUGUUUAUUACACUGUUCAGGUGCAUCAGUAACAAAAAGUCGCAGAUAUAGUCGUAGUACUUUAUGGCCAACAUUAUAGGCUUUUUGGAGUAGACAGCAUAUAGUUAAAGUACAGGAUGAUCAAUGUUGCAUAUAGUUAAACAUGUUUACUCUAUACUGCUUAUACUGUAAAUGUUGUUUUACAUAUUACUGUAGAUUAUUGGUGAAAUGAAAUAAGUCUUACUGUACAUUUUUGCACUGUAAGUGAAAAUCAUAGACUAGAUGUAGGUGGAAUCUGACAGCGUUGUCCGAGGCUCCUUUAUCAUUUAUUAAAAGCUGUCAAAUCAAUAUUUUACACGCUGAAAAUGACAUUUGAAAUUUUCCUGGUGGCACAAAUCAGUAUUAUUUUUACUGAACUUAAGUGGGUAUCAUAAGCUCAGACGUAAAAUCUCCCAAAAAGUUUUUAGAGAAACAUUUAAGUGAAUCAUGUGUAAUUAGUUAAAUUGGGUAAUACCUUCCUCGUCAUUCUCUCGGAAGAAGCAACAGAAACACCUUGAAAUGAGCAGUUAGGUUAAUGAAUUCAGUUGUUAGAUUGGUUUUCUACAAAUCUAUGGAGGUUAUUCAAAAUGAAAACACAUUAAUAUAAAUCAUUCAUAGAUGUGUUUUGCACAAACACGAACAGAUAGUGAAUGAGCUUACUACCCAUGACCAAAAAUACAUUUUCACUAUCUAAAGUGAGAUAAACUGUACACCAGGGAUACUCAGCUUGCUCUGCCUGGGGGCCACUUUUGCAAAAUGACAGGAGGCCAAGGGCCAAAUAAUAAACAAACAUUAAUAUUCAUGAGUAUAUAUAAUAACUGAUGUGCUUGUUGGCAACCUUUUGACGUAAGCUGUCCUCACUCAUCAUUGCCAAGAGGCAAAUCCAGUCGAAGCAACACCCGAAGGUCAGGGGUACACAAGAGUAUUUCCAGGAUUUGAGGACAUCUGGGGCCAAGCCUGGACCUUAAUUGGGGGGAAUCUGGGGGAUCUUCCCCUGGCAGAUUGUUUUUGAUGAACAAGCUCGUUGGUGCUUUUUAUGCAUGCUUUUUGACAUCUUAUUUACAUUCACAGUACAAAAAGUGUGAAUCAAUCAGUUUAUUCCAUUGUGAAUUAAAAAUGGUCGGUGAGCCACCCCAGCUGGAAGUUGAGUGUCACUGCUGUACACUAUAUAUGACUGUGGCCUGGUUUCUUCCUGUAAAUGUGGAUCCACGGUGCUUGUACGCCCCCCUGUGGUAGAAGGCCACAUGACAAGAGCUGUAAUUAGUAUUCAGUGCACUGGAUCCAAGGGAGAGUCUAAAUUUGUCCCAGACUGAAGACAGUAAGAAAGCCUCGGACUGUAAUUCUGAGGGCACCUACAUCCACUCUACACUGUAAUUAUCAGCUCUCAGUUGACAUACUAGACAAGGUGCAAAAUUCUUGGUAUUAUUGUUAGUUUCGUUGUGUGAAGAGUAAGGAUUAGCUAUAAACUGAAGGUGUGAAUCAGCUCACACCACUUCAACUCACCAACAGCACACUGAUUUGUAAUGUUUCCCCUCUGAUGCAUAGAAGACAAUCUUUACAAUGACUUUUACUAGCAACGCACAGUGUUUACAUGCUAAUAACCACCACAUAAGGCACAGAACAAACUCAUAAUAACUCUUAGUAACAGUAUGCAUUACUAGCUCAUAUUGUUAGCUAUGUUGUGUUUGGAUAAACUGGAGACCAUUUUGAUCUGGGCAACAAAAUCCUUUCUACCUCUCUUCUUUGCACUUUGUUUUAUUUCUAUGCCACUUCUCUUGUGCACAUUCAUGCUACAUGAAAUUUAGGUCCGGGUGCUGUGAUUGUGGCCCUGGCCCCCCUUUCACACCUUAGUAAUGGGUGAUCCUUGAAGCUGCUGCACUGGCUGUAAAUCACUGGGUCAGUGCAACAGCUGAAUACCAAAACUAAAAGUAUAAUGAAUAUAACCUUAAUUCUAUGAUCACCAGAGACGUGGUUGCCUUUUAUUCGUCUAUCAUGAUUUUUUCAGUCCUCAAUUAAAUGUUUUAACCCUCACACUCAACUCUCACUUAAAUACAUAUAGAGGUUUGUGAAGAAAUUGUCUCUGACCAUGUAUUUGCACAAACACAAAACCUCUAUUCAUUUGACAGAUGGUAUGAUAUUAGAAAACACUUCAUUGUUCCAUUGAGACAGCUCAGAAACGUCAGAUUCUGCAGCUUGAUGAACUGUGCCAAAUCACUGAAACAUCAGUCAUCUCUUCUGAUAUGUGUAUCAUUAAAUUAUACUUGUAUGGAUGAAUAGACUUAUUAUUAUUAUUAUUAUUAACGCCCCAGAAGAGGCAUCAAACCAUUCAUCUGCCUUGAUUUCAUUAAAUUAUUAUGGCAAUACUAACCACUUCUCUGUUGCGAUAGGCUUUGCAUGGGUGCGUCAAAACCCUUACAGCUUCAGUGGUUACAAGUGCAUUGCAGCCAAACAUGCAUGCACGCGCACACACACACACACACACACACACACACACACAACCAAACAUACAAAGAUGUAACUGUAUUUCCAAUAAAUCUGACUGUAACAGAAUUAUUGUUUGUCUGUUUGUACGGUAAUGACAUCAGUGGUAUUACAGACAAUGUAAACAUUAUUUAUUUAUGUAAAAGAACUAUGAGGUAUCUCUUUGUCAAAGAGCAAAGUUUUAUUGAUUAAUAAAGUUUUAUCCUGCUUAAUGUUGAGGCAUGUUUUCUUUUUCCUUCUCAA